This is a messenger RNA of Macrosiphum euphorbiae (potato aphid), 765 nucleotides long. The record is from the annotation of a GenBank genome assembly. NCBI's taxonomy places the organism in Eukaryota, Metazoa, Arthropoda, Insecta, Hemiptera, Aphididae.
AUGGUGUGCUCCUGCAGUGUGCAUUUGUGUACAAAUCGGUCAAAACCAGGACCUCGAAAAAUACACUUUUUCUCGUUUCCACUGAAAAAUUCAGAAAGAACUCAGCAAUGGGUUAAUGCAGUUGGCCGCAAAGGGUUUAUCCCGACAAAACACAGCAAAGUAUGUAGUGAUCAUUUCUAUCAAAAUGAUUUUGAACAUAAAAUUGGUGGUAGUUAUCUUCUAAAACUCAAAGUAACGGCUGUCCCUUCAAUUUUCCCAAACUACUCAGCCAUUAUAUCAAAAGCUAAAAAGCAGUAUCUUGAGGUAGAACCAUUUCAAGUAGCUGUAUGCAGCUCUUAUAUUGCUUGUAAUGAAACUAAUGAACCAGAAAUGCUUAAUGAUGGUGAUUGCGUUAUUGAUGAUGAUACUACUUCAGUCAAAAUUAUUUCACCUCUCGAAUCAACCUCGAAAAUCCAAGAAUGUAACUUAUCAACACAAAAUUCAUCACCAUCUAAAGUAUCAUGUACCCAUUCAUUAAUUAAUAUAAGUCUACCAAAGAGCCCUAGUACUUCUCCAUCCAAAUCUGAAUUGAAGAAAAAAAUUAAAACAUUACAACAACGAGUUCGACGGCAAAAUAAAUCAAUCAAAAAUUUAAAAGAUUUAUUAAAAGGUAAAAAAAAUUUAAUUGAAAAAAAAUCAGAGGAGUUACUAAUUGAAAAAAAGUCAGAGGAGUUACUAAUUGAAAAAUUUGAUUGUACAACUGUAGACAUAUUUCAAAUUUGUUAA